Molecule: messenger RNA, 2031 nt
Organism: Xenopus tropicalis (tropical clawed frog)
Lineage: Eukaryota; Metazoa; Chordata; Amphibia; Anura; Pipidae
Gene: ucp1
Product: uncoupling protein 1
Exons: 6
Coding region: 356-1285 (309 amino acids)
Biological process (GO): proton transmembrane transport; transmembrane transport
Cellular component (GO): membrane; mitochondrial inner membrane
Source: RefSeq, a predicted model, not a curated record
ACUUCACACUAUCUGUUAAUGUUAUACACACCAUUUAAUGCUGGGCUACGUGACAAUUCAUGAAUCAAGAGUCCAUCAAUAAUUUGUGUGCCACCUUUCCUCACAGUUCUCUCCCAGUGCUUCAAUUUUGUGCAACAAAUAUAAAAAGCCAGUAAAUUGUGUAUAUAAUAUGUGAGGCGGCUAUGAAAAUUAAGAUAAGCUGAAAGCCUGUAGAACUUCUAUAUUAUUCUCUUUAUGAUUUAUUCUGCUUCAUGUUUGCUUCAUGUCAAUGACUGGUCAGUUGCCUUGUCAGUACUGCUGUAUCUCUGAAAUGUCUAUCUGUUUGGUCCCUAGCACUGCCUUUAACUGAACAAAGAUGGUGGGUCUAAAGCCUUCAGACGUCCCUCCUACCCCAGCUGUUAAAUUCAUUGCUGCAGGCACAGCCGCGUGCAUAGCGGACCUCUUCACCUUCCCACUGGACACGGCCAAAGUCAGGCUUCAGAUUCAAGGAGAGACAACUGGAUCUGGUGCUGCCAAUGGAAUUCGGUACAAAGGAGUUUUUGGAACUAUAAGCACCAUAGUGAAGACUGAAGGGCCCAAAAGCCUAUACAAUGGAUUGGUAGCUGGGCUCCAGAGACAGAUGAGCUUCGCCUCCAUUCGCAUUGGUCUUUAUGACACAGUAAAGCUCUUCUACACCAAUGGGAAAGAAAAAGCUGGGAUUGGAAGCCGGAUACUAGCUGGCUGCACAACAGGGGCACUUGCUGUAACCGUAGCUCAACCCACAGAUGUGGUAAAAGUCAGAUUCCAAGCCCAAGCCAAUCUUCAAGGAGUCAAAAGGCGAUACAAUGGCACUAUGGACGCCUAUAAAACCAUAGCCAAGAAGGAAGGUGUAAGAGGCCUUUGGAAAGGAACUUUUCCAAACGUAACAAGGAAUGCCAUAGUCAACUGUACUGAACUGGUGACAUAUGAUGUGAUAAAAGAAAAUCUGCUUUACUACAAACUAAUGACGGAUAAUCUUCCAUGCCAUUUUGUGUCAGCUUUUGGGGCUGGGUUCUGUACUACAGUUAUUGCCUCUCCAGUAGAUGUUGUAAAGACCAGAUAUAUGAAUUCCCCUCCAGGCCAGUACAAAUCAGCUCUAAAUUGUGCCUGGACUAUGAUCACCAAGGAGGGACCAACAGCUUUUUAUAAGGGCUUUGUACCUUCGUUUCUACGGCUGGGAUCCUGGAAUGUGGUAAUGUUCGUGUCUUAUGAGCAACUGAAAAGAGCAAUGAUGAUGUCAAAGCAGAGAAUGGAGUAUGCAGUGUGAGCAUAAGAAUGGCAAGAAGACCGUGAAAAGCCUGGGCUCCAGGAUCCAUUUUUUAUAGUUCACUGGCCUGACUCCACAUUGCUGUAAAUAUGUCUGGAAAGCCAGUCCUGAAACUCCCUUUUACUGUUCCUAAUGGUAGUGGGUGUUCAUCAUUAGUGCUAUGUCAUGGCCGACUGUAAAGGAACAUUCCCAAUAUUUGGAAUAAGCUUGUGCUUGUUUUUAGUAGGCUAUCCGUAUGUUCGCUGUACUUAAAGUACACAAAAAUCUCGAGUCUGGAGAACGUUGAUAUCAGGCCACAAAACUUCUAUGCAAAAGCUCUAAUCCAGCCAUGCCCAACUUGGGCCACACAGUAUUCACGAAGUGCAGCUCCCACAGGAAGCUAGAAGAUUUUAUUUGUGGCAAGGUGGACAAUAUUUAUUAUUAAAUUAGAAUUACUGAUGUAUUUGACUUAUCAAAGCCACUUUCUUCCAUGUUAAAUUAACACACAAGAAAGAUUGCAGUAGUGGAAAAGCACUUUAUAUUUAGUAACUGUAUCCCAAGAGAUAUGCCCUUAUACUUAAAUAUUGCAGUUCCUAUAGGUGUAAAAUAGAAGCCCUAAAAAGCCUGAUGCAAAAAGCUCAUAUUUAUAUUGUUGCUAUUUGACUUUUACAAUAAGGAAUGCUGACUGUGGAAAUCCUCUAUUUUUUUUAAAAAAAAUAUUUUUGUUAUUUAAAUGACUGAUCAUUCAAAUAAAAUGUCAGUUUUUU